Molecule: messenger RNA, 2189 nt
Organism: Dinoponera quadriceps
Lineage: Eukaryota; Metazoa; Arthropoda; Insecta; Hymenoptera; Formicidae
Product: piggyBac transposable element-derived protein 4-like
Exons: 1
Source: RefSeq, a predicted model, not a curated record
CGAGCGCGAUCGAAUCGAAUUCGGCGCGAAAGGCGUGCGCAUGCGUCGCCUGCUCGCCCGCCCGGCCGCCUGUCGGCGCCUCGGUCGAGCGCCUCCUGGUGUUGACGGUGGACGGCGCGCUCGCUGUUCGUUGUCGUCGGUCGGCCUGUCUUGGGCGCGCGGCGCGACACUCAGCGCGGUAGGAUGGUGCUGGUCUGAGCGAUCGUUGGAGCAACGAGCGAGCGGUGAACGGCUAAGAAAGAGAGAGAGCGAAACGGACGCACGCGAGUGGCUCUUUCGCACGAGAGAAAGAGAGAGAAGUGCUUUCUCGUCGCUUGUCCUCAUGACGGCGCGAGUUUAGUCUGCCCGAGUCUCGAGAGACGGCGAGUCCUGCGCGCGCGCGUGCUCGCGCGUGUCGCGGUUACAAGGAUACUCGAUUCGCGAAUAUCGCGCCACGCCACGCUCCUCCUCCUCGACGACGAGGUGAGAUGUCCUUGGUGCGCACGCGACCACACUCGUGAGAGCUCCUCGUGACCGGCUCCGUGACCGCGUUCCCAUGCUCCCGGAGGACACGCCGAGCGAUCCUUAACACUUUGCGGUCCGCUGUCACGUUGACGUGACUUUUGCUCGCCAACGGUUAUCGGCCGCUGUCACGCUGGCGUGACUUUUGCUCGCCAUCGACUUUCGGCCGCUAUCACGCUGGCGUGAUGGUUUGACGAUCAGGAAACAUAGUUUUCAACUGUUUUCCUCUCCCAAUUCAACAGACUGUCUAUUAUUAAAAUCUUUUUUCGCGGACGCUUGUUUUGUCAGUUUGAGAUUGUCUUUCGCUACCUUCAGAUAUAGGAAACUUACGUUAGAUAUCCCUCAAAAUGCUCUUCGAUGAGGAAAUAUAUGCUGAUCUGUUAUCAGAAGAAGAUAAUUGCUCUGAUAGUGAAAGUGAUUCGGACAGUGAGAGCGAUAUAAUUGUGAGACGAUUAAAAAAUAAGGGAAGACCAAUAAUUAGUGAAUCUGAGAGUGAUGAAGAGAAUUCUGUGGCAGAUGAUUGGUCAGAAGUUGAUUUUAAACCUAACUUUCAUGCUUGCCUGGAACGGUUUGGGUUACAGGUACCAUGCACACCAGAUAUAUUAUCAAUUGUGGAAUUGUUCAUUGGGGACGAUUUAUUUAAUUUGUUUGCCACACAAACAAAUUUAUAUCAUAAUCAGCAGAAUAAUGAUAACAACCAUGCAUCAACAAAGAAUAAAGCUUGGGUGGAUACAAAUGUUCUAGAAAUGAAAAAACUUUUGGGGCUUGUUAUCCUAAUGGGAAUAGUAAAAAAACCAGAACAAGACGAUUAUUGGUCUACUCACCCUGGAUUACACACACCUAUUUUUGGGAAUACUAUGCCAAGGAACCGAUUUCGGCAGUUAUGGAAGUAUUGGCACUUCAGUAAUAAUGAGCAUUGCCAAGAAAGGUUUGAUAAAAUAAAACCAGUCUACUCGUACCUGGUAGAAAAGUUUCAAAAAAUUUAUAAACCCGAGAAAGAAUUAUCGCUGGAUGAAGGUAUCAUUCCAUGGAGGGGAAGGCUAUCUUUUCGUACAUAUAAUCCUGCGAAAAUUAUAAAAUAUGGAAUUUUAGUCCGUAUAGUGUGUGAGGCGACAUCUGGUUAUAUAUGCAAUUUAGAAAUAUAUUGCGCGCAAGGAAAAUCGCUAAUUGCGACAAUAUUGUCCGUGCUAUCGCCAUAUUUAAAUUUAUGGCACGACGUAUACAUGGAUAACUAUUACAAUAGUGUAAAGGUUGCAGAGGAGUUACUAAAGCAUAAAACAAACAUCUGUGGCACAAUAAGAGUAAACAGAGGAGUACCAUAUUGUUUAAAAUCUGCUACAUUGAAAAAUAAGUCAAUGGAAUUUCGUAGAAAAGGGAAAAUUUUGGUACAAAAAUGGAAUUCGGGCAAAAAAUUGAUAACGAUGAUUUCUACGAUACAUUCAGCAGACAUGGUCGAAUGUGCGAAUAAAAGAACCAAAAAGAAGUACAUUAAACCAAUUUGCAUACGAGAGUAUAACAAAUUUUUGAAAGGUGUUGAUCACGCCGAUCAAUACCUAUCGUGUUAUUCCAUACUUCGCAAAACAAAAAAAUGGACAAAAAAAACGGUUUUAUAUCUCAUAAACUGUGCAUUACACAACGCAUUCCAGAUAUACAUCAAAAAUUCUGAAAAUCCCAUUAGAUUCAAACAA